CAGGCAGAAAAAGUCCUGGAGAAGAACAGAUCCCGUGGUUCACAGGCAGCUUUCCAGUUCAUGGACCGGGCUCAUGAAAAAAAUCAAACCAGUCAUUUCCUCCAGUUCCUUCCAGCCUCUGGUACAAAGUGAUCAAACAGUAAAUUCAGAAAUUACAAUUGCUUAUGUGUUCAUAGUCUGUUGUGUCACUCCAACCAUGAGACUCAUCUUUCAAGUGUGUUCAAUGAUCAUCACACUGGGCAACCUUGUGGCUUCUCAAGCACAAUCUUCUGGUUUGAAAGAUGCCAUCAACAUCACAAUAAUCAAUUUCAAUAAUGAGAAGAUGCAGAUCACAUGGGCAGCAAGAGAGCUUUUUCACAAUGAGAAUGUGUCAUUUUCUUACACAUUUGAUGAAGGCAAGCAAAAAGUUUGGAAGCCAUGUCCCGCCUAUUUAUUGGAUCAAGAUUAUAAUUUUGGGUGUCUUUUUAAGACAGAAGGACCUACCCUUGCCAUCUCUAUUAGGAACAGCAACGGAAGUGAAGAGCUUUUUUCUAAAAAGCUAAAAUCUGAUUUUUAUAUAAAGCCCAAUCCACCAGAAAAUGUGACCUUCUUCUGGAAAGAGGACACGGUUACUGUGAGCUGUAAUAAACCAGAGAGAGCUGUGAAGUGCUUGAGGCUUGAGCUUCAAUACAAAAGCAUGUUUGACAAAGAGUGGCAAUCCAGAACUUCCAGAUGUUGCCGUGUUGGAGAUCAAGGCUUUGAUUCAAGGAAAUGCUAUUCUUUCCGGGUCAGACUGAAGAGGCUAGUACCCCACUGCAACGUAGUUAAUUACAGCAGUGACUGGGAAGCAGAAACAUUUUGGAUGAAUGGCACGUUAUUAGAUUCAUGUGAUGAUGAUAGAACAUCUCAGUCAAACACAGUAAUUGUUUUAAGUUGUUUGCUUGCAGUAUUUCUGAUGAUGAUUAUCCUCCUGAUUCUUCUGUGUAAACGGAAGAGGCUUCAGAUGUCAGUCAUGCCUGCUAUACCAGAUCCAAAAUACAUAUUUGCUGAUCUCUUAAAUGAUCAUAAUGGAAACUUCCAGGAAUGGCUAGACAAAACUGAUCAUGUGGUGCUUCAAACCAAGCUAGAAUAUGAAGAGCCAGAGUGCAUCACUGAGGCAGAAAGCCAACAAGAAGAUGAAAAGAAUAGUGGCAAACAGGGGCCUUUGGAAAAAAUCUUUACUUUUUCAGGAAUGGCUGAAAAUAGUGACCUCAAAGCAACUCAGAUUACCUGCCUGGUACCAGCAUCCAACACUAUAGCUUCUUUUGCUGGCUUCCAUAUUUUAAUGAAUGAUGACAUGUAUGUGACUUUAUAAAAUCUGCACAAUGCAGAAGGUGUUAGGAAGUUACAUAAAAGAUCCUAUUGAGUUUAGGGGAGUGACUGAAUAGAAAAGAUCAUUAUGAUAAGACUCACUUCAACGAAGGCACUGGGCUGUGUUAUCUCUUUUUGGAUCUGUACUUUCCCAACAGUGGUGAUAACUUGGGCAGACUCAGUGUUUGAAACAAACUCCUGAUAAUUUAUAGAACUAGGAUUGUUUUUCUAAUUGGGGUCUAUCUCUAAGAGUAAACUGAGCCUUAUUUUCCUCUAUGGACAGGAGAGGACAAGAGGUCCUCCAUAAUAUAUGUCAGUAGAGCUGAGACUUAGUCCUCAUGCUUAUGGAAUGUAGAGCAGUGCAAACUGGACUGAUGUUCUUCCCAAAUGAAGAGGGAAAAUGAAGAGAUUCUGCUGUCUCACAAAGGCCAGACCAUGUAUUGUGCUUUUUCAGUGAUAGAGUGUGCAAGCCUUCCUUAGACUAGAGUUCUUGCUCUUGUAAACUGCUUCUCCCAGUGUAUAACUUUGCACUGCAUAGCAUGCCUUCAAGGUUUUAUGAGGAAGCAAUAAGACCCAUGUCUAAGAACAGAAGAACGAGGAUGUACAGGAUUGAGCCAUAUUUCAUCCUGCAAGUAGUGUUGCAAGUAGCAUCCCAUAGAACAGGACAGGACUUCAAGUGCCUCAUCUAAAGGUCAGGUCCUCUGUAUCUUACAGUCUUUGUACUGUCAGCAUCUUACAGUCUUUAUUCUAGAGCUGAGGUUCAUUUUUAACAGUAUUUACAUUUAAAUGAGUAGCAUUUAUUUCAAACUGGGGUUUGGUGCAAGCAGCACCUGCAGACCCAAAUUAAGAUUUACUCAUAUUGCGUAUGCUAGAUUCUUAGUUUUCUUUAGAAAAUGUUUACUUUGUUUUGUUUUGGUU
Molecule: messenger RNA, 2247 nt
Organism: Neopelma chrysocephalum (saffron-crested tyrant-manakin)
Lineage: Eukaryota; Metazoa; Chordata; Aves; Passeriformes; Pipridae
Gene: CRLF2
Product: cytokine receptor like factor 2
Exons: 9
Coding region: 74-1333 (419 amino acids)
Biological process (GO): cytokine-mediated signaling pathway
Cellular component (GO): external side of plasma membrane
Molecular function (GO): cytokine receptor activity; protein binding
Source: RefSeq, a predicted model, not a curated record